AUGGAGGGUGAUAAGUUUUCAUUGAUUGAUGAUAUAAAAUUUAUUGAGCCACAUGACUACAUGGCAAGACUUUUCUAUGCAAUUAUUGUUUUCAACACUAUAUUGAUUGAUUUUGAUAGAGAUAUAUGGGGCUAUAUAUCCUUGACAACCAAGGCUGGUGAGAUUGGGUCCUCGACUAUGCCUCACAAAGUAAAUCUAUUGAUUUUGAAAACAGUGAAGGCAAUCUUGGUAAAGCCAAAUGAAGCUUAUCUCAUCUCGCGUGACUUGACAGAUUCAACUGUUCUGAGGAAUAUGGGCGAAGGCUUAGGACAUUCUCUUCUCACCUACAAAAGUGCAUUGCAGGGAAUAGCAAAGCUUCAGGUUAAUGAAACUCGCUUGAGUGAAGACUUGAAUCAAUCAUGGGAGGUGCUUGCUGAACCAAUACAGACUCCAUACGAGAAGUUGAAAGAGCUAACCAGGGGAAGAGCAGUUACCAAAUAUAGCAUAAAGGAGUUUACUGAAGGCCUGGAAUUACCCGAAAAAGCAAAGGAUUAUCUUUUGGAGUUGACACCCCAUACCUAUGUUGGAGCGGCCAUUGAAUUGGGUCAGACUGUAGAUAUUGCUAUCAACUUGGUUAAUGGGGUGACAACUUUAUAA
Messenger RNA from Populus nigra (black poplar), 636 nucleotides. RefSeq lists its product as uncharacterized. Bases 1 to 636 code for a protein of 211 amino acids. Gene Ontology annotation, molecular function: N6-(1,2-dicarboxyethyl)AMP AMP-lyase (fumarate-forming) activity. The record is from RefSeq and is a predicted model, not a curated record. NCBI's taxonomy places the organism in Eukaryota, Viridiplantae, Streptophyta, Magnoliopsida, Malpighiales, Salicaceae. The transcript is spliced from 6 exons. Gene Ontology annotation, biological process: IMP biosynthetic process.